UGCAAACAGAGCUCCUGUUCUUGAGAAUGCACACGAGUUAGAGGUUUGAACACAAAUAGCUCAAUUGUUCUGAAUGAUUAACGAUAUGUUUUUUGGCUCCUAACUGAAAAACAAAAAAACAGCCAUUGGGGAUCACUGGAGAUCACCUGGUCAGAAUGGAUUUCUUCAUCAGAAAAAGGUGAUGCGCCUAGACACAAUCAGGACCAUCUUAUCCUCAAACAGACAGGCGUAAUGGAAACUUGUUCAGGUCUGAGCCUGAAUGAUUUGGGAUACAUCCUCAUUGGGGUUCUCACCUUCACCGUCCUGUUGUCCACGGUGCUGGGGGUUGUGUUUUUGAAAAAAUAUCGUUGCAUGGCUCGGACCAUUCGAGAGCUCCAGAGAAGUAAGUUCAUUCUGCCUCAGCUGGACGUUCCCAGCCCGACGAGCCCGGUGGCCCCUGCGGCGAAAGAAGAAGAAGAAGAGGAGGUGGCCCCCGCUCCACAGAGUCUUCUGCAGCGCGGCGGUACAGCGAGGUCCCCCUCCAAGAAGCUGUGGAAAGGCGUGCAGCAGGCUUCUUGUCUUAACAAGUCCGACCUGAACCUGCUCCAGCUGAUCAAAGCAGGGAAGGAGGGAGUCUUCUACCAGGCCCGGAUGAACAGAGGCACGUGCAAAGGCCACAGCAUGUUCACAUGCAAAAUCAGCAAAGAAGGGGUGCGUCUCAAACAUGUAGAAAUGGAGGUUUCCAUCAUGAGGAAACUGAUGCACCACAAAAAUGUUCUUCAGUUACUGGACUGGAACACAACUGCAGAGCCGUACAUUCUGAUCAUGGAGUACGUGAGCUUUGGCACGCUGAGGACGUUCCUCCAGACUAACAGAGUUCACCUGUGCGGAGACCCGGAGUUGCAAAGUCUUCUUACCAUCGCCUCCUACCACAUCGCUCUGGCCAUGCAGCACCUACGCUCCAAAAUGAUCACACACUGCGAUUUGGCUCUCAGGAACGUCAUGGUGAACAGGUUUCCCUGGGAGGUGAAAGUAGCGGAGUUUGGCCUGGCUCAAGACCUGACCCGCAUGGCCAGCCGCCGCAGCAGUCGCUGGAAACAUCCCCGGCAGCGUGUGCCUCUGCGCUGGUACCCCCCGGAGUACUUCAAGAACAAUUAUUACGGCUUCAAGGGGGACGUUUGGGCCUUUGGUAUCGUGCUGUGGGAGAUGCAGACAUUUGGUACUCUACCAUAUCCAAACCUGGAGACAUCAGAGGAAGUGGUGUACCACAUCUGCAUGGGCCAUAAGAACACGAACCCAGAAAGCUGCAGGCCAGAGAUACUUCACAUCAUGAGGGACUGCUGGCAGGAGCCCCACUCGUUGCGGCCUGCCUUCACAGACAUUGUCGGCAUGCUGGAGAACAUCAUUGAAAACGAUGCAGAUUACGUGGAUGUGGACAGUUCGCAGGCUUUGGUGAAACAUGAAGCUGAAUAUCAUGAUGCUAAGAGUCCACGAGCCGUCAGCGCCAACACAGAAGAGGAAACCCUACUGAGAGAUCUUCUGAGGUGGUAUGCAGAUGAGUUCAAAGACCCGAUGAUGCUGGAUCCCCCACAUUGGUUCAAGUCUUUUAUCUUCUGCGAGGCUUUGCUUCAAACUCCUUUUUUCCCCGUUGCGGCUUAUGCCUUUUUGAAAGGUGGCUGCAGGUGGAUUCGAACUCCUGCCAUUGUGUAUUCCACACACGUCGCCACCACCCUGGUCCCGAUCCUGUCCCACGUCCUUUUCCAUCAGUUCCCGGCAAAACCUCACGCCGGUCCCCAAACCCCAGGGGAGCGCUGGCUGCUGGUGUCCAUAUACGCCCCGUACCUUCUGGUGCCCGUGCUGCUGCUCCUCACCAUGCUGACCUCCUCCACAUACAGCUCCGGCCACAAAAGUGCAAGCACGCCAGCUAAAUCCAAGAAGAAGAACUGAAACAAUGACAUAAAAUACACGUUUCACUAUUUUGGGUUCUUGUGAGAAGACCAAAACUGGGAAAAGUUUUGGUAUUGUUAGAUACACCCUGAAUCAGCACUUUAAUUACUGUUCUUUUAAAUGAAAUCUUUGUGGUGAAUACUCUUUGUGUUUUUAUAAACAUUCUACAAUCAUGUAUAUUAAUAUCAACAUCUUUAUGUUCAAAUUCUUGGUUGUUUUCAUGAAAUGCAAUAAAACCUUCAAAUAA
Messenger RNA from Menidia menidia (Atlantic silverside), 2173 nucleotides. The record is from the annotation of a GenBank genome assembly. Lineage: Eukaryota; Metazoa; Chordata; Actinopteri; Atheriniformes; Atherinopsidae.